AGGACGUGAGUGGUCAGACAGGUGACUGAGAGCUGGGACGCCUGAGGCCUGCCCUGACUGAGUCACUGCGCUGUUGUUGUCACCAUCCUUGUUGAAGUCCCGGCUCAGCACCCCAGACCUCUGUGGAGGCAGCAGCAGCUCCUAUUCUUCCAAGCUUUCCAGAGAAGCUAGUGGCCUGAUGGUGAGGCGAGUGGGCUGGGCGGGGAGCAGAGGGCGGCUGGGGCCGUGGGGAGACCUGGGGCCUGGAUCAGUGCCUCUCCUCCCCAUGCCCCUGCCUCCUCUUCCUCCUCCUCCAUGUCGGGGUCCUGGCGGAGGGAGGAUUUCCAUCUUCUCUCUGUCCCCUGCCCCUCACACAAGAAGCUCCCCUUCCUCGGCUCCCCCUCUGGCCCUGGGACCCCCCUGCCCAGCGGUGCAGGCCCCAGGGGCCUCUCAGCCUCGCCACAGUGCCCUCCCCACCCCCACAACGCAGGCACAGCCCGCGAUGACCCCCACCUCUGCUCCCCCCUCUUGGGGCUGCCACUCCACCCCACCCCCAGCCUCAGUGACUCCCCCUGCCUCACACCGAUGCCCCCAGGACCCUCCUGGGCUGCGGAUAGGCCCUCUGAUCCCUGAGCAGGAUUAUGAGCGGCUGGAAGACUGUGACCCUGAGGGGUCCCAAGACUCACCCCUCCAUGGGGAGGAUCAGCAGCCCCUGCUCCAUGUGCCUGAAGGGCUCCGAGGCUCCUGGCACCACAUCCAGAACCUGGACAGCUUCUUCACCAAGAUCUAUAGCUACCACCAGAGGAAUGGCUUUGCCUGCAUCCUGCUGGAGGAUGUCUUCCAAUUGGGACAAUUUGUCUUCAUUGUCACCUUCACAACCUUCCUCCUUCGGUGCGUGGAUUAUAACAUCCUCUUCGCCAACCAACCAAACAACCGGACCAGACCUGUGUUGCUCCACAACAAAGUAACCUUGGCGGAUGCCAUCUUAUCCUCCUCCCAGUGUGCCCAGCGGAUCCGCUCCAGCCCCCUGCUGGUCUUCCUGCUGAUCCUGGCUGCAGCCUUCUGGCUGUUACAGCUGCUUCGCUCAGUCUGCAACCUCUUCAGCUACUGGGACAUCCAGGUGUUUUACAGGGAGGCCCUGCACAUCCCCCCGGAGGAGCUCAGCUCGGUGCCCUGGGCCGAGGUGCAGUCCCGCCUGCUGGCGCUGCAGAAGAGCGGGGGGCUGUGCGUGCAGCCGCGGCCGCUGACCGAGCUCGACGUCCACCACCGCAUCCUGCGCUACACCAACUACAAGGUGGCGCUGGCCAACAAGGGCCUACUGCCGGCCCGCUGCGCGCUGCCCUGGGGAGGCAGUGCGGCCUUCCUCAGCCGCGGCCUGGCGCUCAACGUCGACCUGCUUCUCUUCCGCGGGCCCUUCUCGCUCUUCCGCGGGGGCUGGGAGCUGCCCGACGCCUACAAGCGCAGCGACCAGCGGGGCGCCCUGGCCGCGCGCUGGCGGCGCACGGUGCUGCUGCUGGCCGCCGUGAACCUGGCGCUGAGCCCGCUGGUGCUGGCCUGGCAGGUGCUGCACGCCUUCUACAGCCACGCGGAGCUGCUGCGGCGCGAGCCCGGGGCGCUGGGGAUUCGGAAGUCUCCGCGGCCUGGGGCGCGCUGGGGGAACACUGUGAUGGCCGAGCUGACACAUGAGAACGACAGGUGUCAGAGCCCCGCCUUCACUGCCACCGCGGGGAGGGGUGGCAUCUGGCGCAGUGUAGAGGGCACUCACCGGAGGUUGCCCCGGUUCGUGGCAUACUUGAUGUGGUUGCAGAUGUAG
Messenger RNA from Leptonychotes weddellii (Weddell seal), 1792 nucleotides. The record is from RefSeq and is a predicted model, not a curated record. Lineage: Eukaryota; Metazoa; Chordata; Mammalia; Carnivora; Phocidae.